GCGGCCACACUGAUCCCUAUAGAGCGCACGUUUUGUUUUGUUUCCUCAAUUUCGGUGAAAUACGAAAUAAAAACCCACGAAUAUGGCUGCCAAACCAGCUAGCAGUGAGCUCAGCAUGGAGAACAUUUCACUAGAGGCCCUUUCGCUGAGCGAAGGCAUCCAGGACUCGCCCGUCUGCAUUAUUGUGCUGGGCAUGGCUGGUUCCGGCAAGACGACUUUCACGCGCAGCCUCAUCCAGCACGCCCAGGAAAAGUUCAACCCGUAUGUCGUCAACCUGGACCCCGCAUGCCGCGAGGUGCCGUAUGCGACGCACAUCGACAUCCGCGACACAGUAAACUACAAGGAGGUGAUGAAGCAAUAUCAACUGGGACCCAAUGGCGGUAUAGUGACGGCCCUAAACAUGUUUACCACCAAGAUGGCCAAAUUCGCAGAGCUGGUGCGUCGGGCCGGGCAGCGUGGCCACAAGUGGUGCAUCAUCGACACACCUGGCCAGAUUGAAGUUUUCACCUGGUCGGCCUCGGGUAACAUCAUUACCGAAGGCUUGGCUACCAUGUUCCCCACCAUCAUUGUGUAUGUUAUGGAUGUGGUACGCUCCGCCUGUCCCACCACCUUCAUGUCCAACAUGCUCUACGCCUGCUCCAUUCUCUACAAGACCCGGCUGCCCUUCCUUGUGGCCUUGAAUAAGAUUGACCUGAAGGACUGUAGCUUUGUUCAGGAAUGGAUGACGGACUUUGAGGCUUACCAGGAUGCCCUCGAGCAGGAGCAGAGUUUCGUGAACAACCUCACACGCACCAUGUCCCUCACUCUAGACACCUUCUACGAGAACCUGGUCACCUGCGGUGUCUCGGCCAAGACAGGCGUCGGCUUUGCCCAGCUCAUAAAGCAUGUCCUCGACUGCGUGACGGAAUACGAGAAGGACUACAAGCCAGUGUACGAGAAGAUGCGACUGGAGCGCCUUGCCGAGCAGCAAGCCAUGCUACAGCCAGCUUCCACGGUUGAAGAUUCGGGUACUGCAGUUCCCAUGGGGCUGGACCUCAAGGAUCCUCCUCCUUACUCUGGCAACAACAUGUUCUUGAUGGCCCCUGGCCUUGUGCCGCAGCAAAUGGAUUCUGAAGAGUUCGAAGAUGAUAUGGAGACUGAUGCCAAGGGCAACACGGAAGAGCAGAACUUUCAGACAUUUGUCCAGAGUCACCUGACGGCCCAGAAAACCAAGCGCAACAAAUUCAUUCAGGAGCAGCAAAAGCCUUAACGUGAUAUGCAGAGUUGAAUAUAAAUAUUUUGUAGGACUUAACCAUAACUUGUUGUUCCGAAGUGACCCCCAAACUGGAGGUGAGAUAAUAUAAUAUAAUAUAUUAUAUGUAUAGAAUGAUAAAACAUAGUGGAUCCAAAUCGAUUUACUAUAACUUUCAGCAGAUUUGAAUUCUCUUAAAUAUUGAAUUUUGUUCAUGGGCAAUUGGAAAUUUCCACCAUCUUUGUUAUGUCGCUAUUGCUGAACUUCUGCUCGUCAACAGCACCAGCCACCAGCUCCUCGUCAUUUUUAAUUUUUUCAACCGACACCGCCUCUAGGAUCAGGCGGUUCUGUCACAUAAAUGAGAUGCUGACAUUGAGGAACAAGAUGCGAUUCAGUUUCUUGGAAAACAGUUUGCCUUGAAUAAAACUUGACCGAAAAACUGGUAACAUAUAUACAGAUUGUCACAAAAACCCCAGAUCAACUAAACCGGCAAAUUGAUAUUUAAGCAAAUUAUAAUGUUGCCCAAGACGCUGUUGACCUUCGGGCGCCGUCUCGUUCAUCAGAAAUAUAUUUUUAAGGGUCCCAUACUCCGAGCCCUACGGGAACCCGAAUGCAACUCAAUUGAGGUACCGCAGGUAGAGGAAGAUACCGCUACAGUGCAGCUGCCUGACUAUAUAGAUCCAAAAUGCCUCCAGCCCGUGACGGCUGGGAAAGGUGUGCGUCUAAAGAAAACUGUCAAUGGGGAGCAGCAUCAGGACGAGAAGCAGAAAAGCUAUGACUACAAAUAUCACUCCUACUCUCUAUACGAUUUACACGAGGCCACAACGCGUUUGGCUGAGGAACAGUCGAAGAAGAAAGCCAAAAAUUAGUAAUUCUGUAAAGUUCAAAAUGGUAGCCAACAAAAGUAGCGACCGGAAAUCUAGGAAAAUAAUUCAAUUCUGAAAGAAUACACGCAACAGCUCUAUUAAACUGAAAAAUGGAUUUUCGAAAA
Drosophila miranda is the source of this 2222-nucleotide messenger RNA. RefSeq names its product GPN-loop GTPase 1. The coding region runs from base 83 to 1249 and encodes 388 amino acids. The transcript has 2 exons. Gene Ontology annotation, molecular function: GTPase activity. NCBI's taxonomy places the organism in Eukaryota, Metazoa, Arthropoda, Insecta, Diptera, Drosophilidae. The record is from RefSeq and is a predicted model, not a curated record.